AAAAGGGGUUUGGGGUAGGGGACUGGAGUUGCGGAAACGGCUUUUUUACUUGCCUGGGGAAAGUUAGGAAAGCACAAAGGGGCCUCGUUCGACGGCCACUCUCUCCGGACCGAGUUGGGGAGCUCCAAAAAGGCAAAACACCACGAUUUAGUCGAUUAGGAUAACAUAUCUGAGAAGUGGAGGGUUAGGGUUUGUAAUCCUGCUCGGUAAAACAGUAAAACCUCUUUCAGGUUAAAAAAAGAAAAAGAGAAAAAGGGUGACUUGUGGAUGUGAGGGAAAGGGGAUGAUUUUAUCGGAAAGAGUAGCUUGAUCUCCAGUAUAUCUCUUGUCAGGAGAGAGGAGGAGGAGGAGGAGGAGAAUUGGAGAGAGCUUUGGGUCUGGAUGGAUUCAUGGGCUUUAUGUUCUUGGGAUAUCCCCAUCCCCGAAUCUCCCUAUCUCCGUCCUUAGCUGUCUCCGCUCUUAUGAUUGGAAGUGGAGCAAAUUUGGACGUGAUCUAGCUAGGUUUCAUCGGCCGCCCUCCCAUCUCCAUCGCUAAGUCUCUUUGCUCUCCGGCCGUUCCGUUGUCUGUCUACUCUUUCUUUCGAGUUUCUUGGCUUGGAACUGCUGGUGUUGUUGCUGCCGCUCUUGAGGUGCAUCGCUUUGUCGGUCCCAAUCUGCGACGACUUCCAAGUCAACCGGGGGUUUCUUAUGAAUUCAUCUGCGAUCUUGUCAGAGACCGGUCGUGGAGGUGAGGAGCAGUAGGUGAGGUGCUUCGUCCGAAGGAAGGGCUAAGCUCUGAGAUGGAGUGGAAUACCAAGACUUGCUCCUUUUGGGAUUGGGAUAAUCUGGCGCUGUUCAGUGGGAAUUCCAAGCAGGAGCAGCAGACCAACUGGAAGGUUGAAGUCAAAGCCGCUGGAGGGAUCGACAGCGGCUCGGUGUAUUCAUCCGUCGGCGGUGGCAGCGGUGGAAGUGGUGGAGGUGGAGCAUGCUCUGGCUCUGAUUUGGGGUAUGGCUCCUCGUCUAAGAGCUCCAUCUCGGCCUCCAUUGAUUCUUCAUCGAAGGCGGGGGUGAAAGUAUCGGAGUUCAACUUUGAGGGAGGGAACAAGGAUUCGAUGAGAGUGCAGGAUGGUGGAUCAUCUGCGGCAGUGGUGACGGCGGCCAUGUCUCAGGAGGCUUUGAUUGGUCUGAAGCUUGGCAAGAGGACUUACUUUGAAGAUGUUUGUGCAGGGAGCAAUGCUAAGAACCUGCCAUCUUCUUCUUCUUCAGUCUCGGUGGUGCUGCCUACCGGUGUGGUUAAGAAGCCGAGGGUGACUCAGCAGACUGUGCAGAGUACUUGCUGCCAAGUUGAAGGUUGCAAUGUUGACCUGAGUGGAGCUAAAGAUUAUCACCGCAAGCACAGGGUAUGCGAAAACCAUUCCAAAUCCCCCAGGGUCAUUGUUGCUGGUCAGGAGCGUCGGUUUUGUCAGCAAUGUAGCAGGUUCCAUGAUUUGUCUGAGUUUGAUCAGAAGAAACGAAGCUGUCGUAGACGCCUUUCUGAUCACAAUGCACGUCGUCGCAAGCCACAGCCAGACACAAUCUCAUUUAACUCCACAAGACUUUCUUCACCGUUUUAUGAUGAUCGGCAAAAUUUUCUCUGGAAUCCAUCUCCAUUUGGUCAAAUGAGGUCCACAGGAACUUCCACAUGGGAAGGCUCAUGUGACUUCAAAGUCUUGCAAAUGAAGGGGUCUUUGAUGAAGUCGACAAAAGCAGGGAUCGUUGAUGGACAGCUGCAUCUGCCUAAUUCCCAGCGUUCAAAUACCUUUUCAACACUUUCUCAUGAAGUAGACAGGCUCUUGCCACUCAAGGGCACCCCUGCCGAAGUCCUCAAUCACGGUCUAGAAGCAUCUUUAACUGCUUCAAACUUAGAUGGAGCACUGGACCUUCGGCGUGCUCUCUCUCUUCUGUCAACCAAUUCUUGGGGUUCAGCUGACCCUGGAACAACAUCGUCUGUUGUCCAGCUUGCACACGCUAACCACACCAGUGCAGCUCAGCCUACAAUUCAUGCAGUGAACUCAACCUCGGAGUAUUGGCAGGAUGAACAUGCCCUUGCUCAGCAAGGGCGAGUGCUUUCCGUUGCUGCACAUAGGAGUGGUAGCCAGUUCCAGGAGUUUCAGCUGCUUAAAGCUCCCUAUGAGACUACGUUCUUUGACUCUAAUCAGAUCCAUUGAUGUCCAAAAUCACAUUAACUGCUUGCUGGAUGGUAGGACCUGAGAGUUUCAUCCUUUUGCAUCACCAAAAUUCCUUAGGCUGGAGCUACACAUUGCAGCAGUGGAAGCUGGAUCUCAAAGGACAGCUUCAGGUUCUAAUUGUGCAUCAUGAGUGGUGGAUUAGAGGGCGUACAAUCUGUAUUGAUAUGUCUACUGUCGGAUGUUGAACCUUGAUGUAAGUUUGGGUCAGGGAAACUUUUGCAAGACUUCAAAUGGGUAGGGAAGUAGUUCUUGAGUGCUUUUACCUUUUGUAUGAUAAUCAUAAAUAGCAGGCAUAUCUUGUAAAACCAUUGCAUUGCAUUGGUUAGUUGCCUUGGCUGUCUUUCAGAUGAAGUUUGAUCUUUGUGCUAAUAACAGUCAAACCUCUUGCAUUGGUUUUUAUCAUGGACUAGCUUGGACAUGAGGAUGGUAAGGAAUCCCAAGAUCCUCUUGGUUGAUCA
This is a messenger RNA of Elaeis guineensis (African oil palm), 2665 nucleotides long. Its product is annotated as squamosa promoter-binding-like protein 3. NCBI's taxonomy places the organism in Eukaryota, Viridiplantae, Streptophyta, Magnoliopsida, Arecales, Arecaceae. The record is from RefSeq and is a predicted model, not a curated record. Gene Ontology annotation, cellular component: nucleus. Gene Ontology annotation, molecular function: DNA binding.